AUGGCUGAGGAGUCUGCCCCCAACCCGACUUUCAUGGACCUCGAUGAAAAUACACAGCUGUCUUCAUAUGGAUCACGUGUCGAGUCUCCUGAGAUGCCACUGGAGCCGCCUUCAAUAAAUCUUACUUCCUUCAAACCUGGCAAAGAUAAUGUCAGAGAGCUUGGGGAUGGAAUACUCACCAUUAGACUGGCUCCAGGUGAACGACUAGUUGUCCUUGGCCAGUUUGAGGUCUCCGUUCAGAAGGGCCAAAUAACACUUAUGGGAUCGAUUUUACUGCCAUCCAAAAAAUUGUACCGAGUAUUUGCCUCAUCUUCACAUUCUUUGCCCGUAAUGAGGUGCUUGGCAACUGAUUCCGAGCCUGCUGAACUUCGUCUGCACCCUUGUAAAGUUGGUUUGGGGUCACUGGAGUCACUCUCGCCACUCUUUGGUAAGUUAUGGAAUGACAACUCAGGUCCACUGGGUCUGGAGUAUACAAAACUGGUCCAAAAGACUAAGAGAAGCACUUUCCAAGUACUUUUCUCCUCAAAUAGUGGUCCUCCAAAGGCCUACCUUCAACCUCUGAUCUCCCCUCCAGAGUGGAACGAAAUGUUGGCGAAAUGCUCGAUGCCGUCUGAACAAAGCCCCCCAGCCUUCAUGGUGUGCGGUCCCAAAUCUUCUGGAAAAUCAACAUUUGUCAAAUUCCUUGCCAACAGACUCCUAUCCACAUUAACUGAUGCUUCACAACCGGAGAGGCCAACCAAGAAACUAGGUGUAGCGCUCUUAGACCUCGAUCCGGGUCAACCUGAAUACUCACCACCAGGACAGCUUUCACUUGUCCAUGUUUCCGAACCCAAUUUUGGUCCGCCGUUUGCUCAUCCCAUUCCGGAUGCCAAGAGCAAAAUAAUCAGGUCCCACUCAAUUGCAGCAAUAUCGCCAUCCCUAGAUCCCAGUUUGUACAUGGCCUGCGUUUCGGACCUCUUUGCACAUUACCGCAAUCUCCUUUCGACGGAGGCAAGCUGCCCCUUAGUCAUAAAUACUCCUGGAUGGGUGUUAGGCACGGGAUUGGAAAUCCUGGUAGAAAUAAUCACUCAACUUCGGCCGAGUGAGAUUAUUUAUAUGUCUCAGGAUGGACCACCAGACGUCGUUGAUAGCCUGCGAGAAGCAGCUAAAUCGACUCUUGUGCUCACACUACCAUCCCAGGUCAGUGAGUAUACAACAAGAACGGCAGCUCAUCUCAGAGCGAUGCAGUCGAUGUCAUACUUUCACUUAGAUUCAGCCACAAAGUCAACAUUGGCAUGGAACAGUCUACCUUUGACUUCCAUACCACCUUGGGAAAUAAAUUAUUCAGGAGAGAAUCCUGGACUGCUUGGCGUUAUGUGCUAUGGAGAGCAACCGCCUGUAAACCUUCUUGCGGAUACGAUCAAUGGCUCUCUGGUAGCUGUCGUCGUCAUCGAUGAUAUGGCAGCGAUUCCUGGCUGGACCUCAGAAGGAGACAACAUGGAGCCUCCCACGCACGUCUUUGACAAGACGGACGAUACAGAAAUCCGUGCAUUUGAUCAAGAUUCCCUCCAGCUUCAACAUUUGGAAAGGCCACUAAUAGUAUCCACCCCUGAUGAAGAAAUACCCUACUUCAACCCCUCAAAUAAUAUUUCGCUUGAUCCUAAAUACUCUCACAGUAUUGGUCUUGCACUAGUCAGAGGCAUCGACGUGGCUCGGCGUCGACUGCAAGUCCUAACUCCAAUUCCAUCAAAAGUGAUCGAGGAUGUCAGCCAGGCCGGGAAGUCAAUCGUUCUAAUUAGUGGAAAACUUGACACGCCUGGCUGGGCAUACAUCGAGGAGCUUACACGAAAGACUGCUUUGGAUAAAGCGGCGAGGAAACAAGGAGGUAGAGAACUGGACCUUGACGAUGAAGGAUCCCCGGAGUUUGAAGCCGAAGCCUCUAAAGGUAUGGAUGAGACUGGGAAUCAGAGUCUGGGUGAUGGAUUCCAGAACGCUCCGUGGGUGGACAGACUUGAAGGAUCUCAGGGACGGGGAACAGGGGCCCGUGUUUGGAGGGUGAGGAGAGAUCUGGGUAGGACUGGCGAUGGAGGUGAUUGA
Messenger RNA from Hyaloscypha bicolor E, 2076 nucleotides. RefSeq lists its product as uncharacterized. Bases 1 to 2076 code for a protein of 691 amino acids. Gene Ontology annotation, biological process: cleavage in ITS2 between 5.8S rRNA and LSU-rRNA of tricistronic rRNA transcript (SSU-rRNA, 5.8S rRNA, LSU-rRNA). NCBI's taxonomy places the organism in Eukaryota, Fungi, Ascomycota, Leotiomycetes, Helotiales, Hyaloscyphaceae. The record is from RefSeq and is a predicted model, not a curated record. The transcript is spliced from 4 exons. Gene Ontology annotation, molecular function: polynucleotide 5'-hydroxyl-kinase activity. Gene Ontology annotation, cellular component: nucleus.